CGCACGUAAAAUGUUGAAGCUCGAUCUCGAAAUUCUCGAAUCGAUCGUUUUACUGGAAUGGUGCUUCUGAAAGUCGACAGGAAUGAAAUACACGAUGCGUGUUUUAGAAAAAAUAUUUUUCAUAGAAAAUGGCCUUUUCGCAACAGUGUGGUUGGGAUGCAGAUAUUCUGUUUGUUUUGGAAGUUGACAAAAGACCUUGUCUUUACGACAUGAGAAUAAAAGAAUAUCGCAAUCAGAACUUCCGGCAAAUGGCAUGGAAAGAAAUCAGCGAAAUUUUAAAUAUCCCAGAAGCUUCCUGUCCUGCCAAGUGGAAGUCCAUAAGAGACAAAUACCUCCGAAUUUAUAAAAAAAGUGGAUCAGGAGCAGACGUUAUAAUAGAAGAUCCCACAUGGAUUGUGAGCAAAUAUCUGAGUUUCCUCAAUCCUUGUUUAAAACCAAAAAGGACUACAGGAAACUUUAGUGAGUUUCUAUCAAGAGAAACUCCUCAGACCUCCCAGUCAGAGACAUCAACGCAGGAGGACACCUAUAUGCUAUCAGGCACAGUGCAGGACAUGACUGAAACCAUCAUAAUGGAAAAUCCAAGUUUGGAGACUUAUAUUGAGUUAAAUCCAAUUGUCACCGACAGCGCAGAAAUAGCUUCACAGAGUUCCGACAUGACAGAUUCUGCUACAACUUCAAGAGAUGCUGUUCCUGGAAAACGAAAAUGUGUUCCUUCAAAUCAAUCAACCAUGGAGUCGGAUGCAGACAGGCUGUUUCUAUUAAGUCUGUUACCAGAUUUUAUGAAGAUUAAUCCGUGCAUUAAAAAUAAUGUUAAAAUUGAAAUCAUUAAAUUAAUAGAUAAUGCACAAGAACAUUGAUGCACGGUUCUGAAUGUGUACAAAUGUUACUUGAAUUUUGUUUAAAAAUAAUAUUCAAAGUUUUGUUAUUUUUUUUGCAUUCAGUUUACAUUAACUACAUGCCAAUGUAGUUUACAGUAUGUAUG
Messenger RNA from Bombina bombina (fire-bellied toad), 982 nucleotides. RefSeq lists its product as uncharacterized. Gene Ontology annotation, biological process: regulation of transcription by RNA polymerase II. The coding region runs from base 129 to 857 and encodes 242 amino acids. NCBI's taxonomy places the organism in Eukaryota, Metazoa, Chordata, Amphibia, Anura, Bombinatoridae. The transcript is spliced from 5 exons. Gene Ontology annotation, molecular function: DNA binding. Gene Ontology annotation, cellular component: nucleus; transcription regulator complex. The record is from RefSeq and is a predicted model, not a curated record.